AUGCGGCUCAUGCUGGGCUUUCAGUGCUGUAUGUAUAUUUUCAUUCCCUUUAAGCAGCUUCUUGCGUCCUUUAAGCGUCACGUACGUCAGCCCUUGCUUAAAUUGGCAAAAAAACAUUAUUCGACUCGUAUAGCAAACGUCGAUAGCUACUAUACCUACAGGUCGCAAGCACUCACCUCGUAUAUUUUGGGAGAAACGCUCGGACACGUCAAUUUUGAUUUCUUGGGGCACGUCUUUUCAUCUAUAACGGUACAAUACAUGGUGAUCCAAAAAGAUAUAGCGUUACACUUUAGAUUUUUAAAUGGAGAGCCCCAUUUUUGGGGCAGUACGACGCUUUUGGACACCCAUUUCCCAAAUCAGUGGAUCGGCAGACGAGUGGCCGUUGAGAUCACCGGUCUCAAGUUCUUUAGAUUAGUUUUUUUGGGGACAUUUGAAAGUUAA
Molecule: messenger RNA, 441 nt
Organism: Acanthoscelides obtectus
Lineage: Eukaryota; Metazoa; Arthropoda; Insecta; Coleoptera; Chrysomelidae
Source: the annotation of a GenBank genome assembly